Messenger RNA from Adelges cooleyi (spruce gall adelgid), 1740 nucleotides. RefSeq names its product E3 ubiquitin-protein transferase MAEA (gene Kaz). Gene Ontology annotation, cellular component: cytoplasm; GID complex; nucleus. Bases 349 to 1524 code for a protein of 391 amino acids. NCBI's taxonomy places the organism in Eukaryota, Metazoa, Arthropoda, Insecta, Hemiptera, Adelgidae. Gene Ontology annotation, molecular function: protein binding; ubiquitin protein ligase activity. The transcript has 8 exons. Gene Ontology annotation, biological process: proteasome-mediated ubiquitin-dependent protein catabolic process. The record is from RefSeq and is a predicted model, not a curated record.
UAUCUAUGGUCAAUGCUCAGGCCUCGGUGCAUUUUUCUGGUUUAACUGGAGUAAACGAUAAAAAGCUAAUUUUUUUCAGUACUUUUUGUUAGUCUGCUGGUAUAACGAAAACAGCUGUGAUUAGAUUACUAGCAAUUAGCAAAAGUACUGGGACUAAACUUGAGUUAUUAGUUAUACGAAUCAUGCUGACAGACCUUGUUAGUCGUGCACUGAUGGUCGAUGUCUAAUUUCACAAUUUCUUUUUGAUUAAUUGGAAGCAUUUAUUAUUUAACUAUACUAUUUUUCGCACACCCUGUUCCUAUUUUGACGUUUUGCAGUGUACAAUAUCCGUAAUUAUUUAUUUAUAAAAUGGCUGAUUUAAAGUCUCUUGAACAUCCAACAUUAAAGGUUCCAUACGAGGUUCUCAAUAAGAAAUUUCGUUCAACACAAAAAACGCUUGAUAGAGAGGUUUCGCAUUUUCAAAAUGCUGUUCAAGAGUUUGAGCGUGACAUAUCAUCAGACGUUACAAUGGCUGAUACUACACACAUCACUUCUUUGUUAAGCGGAAUGGUAGAAAAACUCAAAGUCCUGAAAAGAAAGGCUGAUGAAGGUAUAAAUGAUGAAUUACAAGCUGGUAUGGUUUGUAAGAAACGCCUUGAACAUUUGAAAGAACAUAGUUCACCUUGCGAAGCUAUAGUACAAAAUUGGCGUCGUCGUCGCUUGGAUCGUAUGUUAGUAGAAUACUUCUUACGAUGUGGAUACUAUAAUUCAGCAAAAAAAUUAGCCAACUUUUCCGAUCUAAACGAUCUAACAAAUAUAGAUUUGUUUAUGGUAUCGAGAGAAGUUGAGCUAUCACUAGCUAAUCAUGAAACGGCAAAAUGCUUAGCUUGGUGUCACGAUAAUCGCUCAAAAUUACGCAAACUACAUUCCACUAUGGAAUUUAAUUUGCGCAUUCAAGAGUUCAUCGAAUUGGUUCGUCAAGAUAAACGCCUUGAUGCUGUAAAACAUGCCAGAAAGUAUAUAUCAACAUUUGAAGAUACACGUAUGGAUGAAGUACAACAGUGUAUGGUACUAUUAGUCUUUCCUACUGAUACAGAAAUAUCACCAUAUAAAGAAAUGUUUGAAGAAACUCGUUGGAAUCGUUUGAUCGAACAAUUUCGCCAAGAAAACUAUAAUCUGUAUCAGUUGUCUUCUCAGUCAGUGUUCACGGUUGCUUUGCAAGCCGGACUAUCUGCUCUCAAAACUCCUCAGUGUUAUAGCGAACAAAAAGAAGCUCGAAAUUCCAGUUGUCCCGUCUGUCAAGAAUGGUUUAAUACUUUGGCUAAACCUUUACCAUUUGCGCAUUGUAGUCAGUCUCGUUUGUUUUGUUCAAUUUCGGGACUACCUUUAAACGAACACAAUAUACCUAUGGUAUUACCAAAUGGAUAUGUUUACGGAGAGCAGGCUUUGGUGGAGAUGGCCAACCAAAAUAAUGGACAGAUAAUAUGCCCGAAAACUAAAGAUUUGUUUUGGCUAAAACAAGCAGAAAAAGUAUAUGUAAUGUAAUAGAAAAACAUUAAAUUAUGACGAUGGAUGUGCCAUAUAAAACUGAUUUUAUUUAUUAUAAUAACUUUAGUUAUAAAAUGGCCACAUUAUAUAAAAGAUUAUUAAAAAUUAUAUUAUACAUUUUUAUUUUUUUUAUUAAGUUGCAUUAAAUAUAACAAUUAAUUUAUAUAACUAUGCUUUUAGAUAUUUUUUAGUAUGUAGUUUUCGACUGUUAAU